GUGCUAACGGCAACGGUGUGUGAUUUUUCAAACAAUUUACCUGCGCGAUCCUCGUUUGUAACGUGCGUGUGUGAAAACGAUACGUUGAAAACUUCUUGUGAACAUGAAUAGUUUCAUCUUGACCCAUCUCUUUGCGCUGUUCCUGCUCGUCAGCGGUCGACCUGAUGAUGAGUGGCAUUAUCCUACCCCGGGUUCGAAUGGCAUUAUCAGCGAGCCGGAAACGUGGGGCGGACAGUGUGACAAUGGUCGACGACAAUCCCCCAUUGAUCUGACACCGGAGGCCGCUGUACGAGGCGAAUUCGCGCCAUUCGUCUUCAGCAACUACAUGCUACCGAUCAAGCAGGCUCAGCUUGUCAACACCGGACAUUCGGUGCAGGUGAACAACCGCGACCCGUCAGUGAUGGUACAGGGUGGAGGACUAGGUGCUCGUUUCGUGCUCGAUCAGAUGCACUUCCACUGGGGCUCAGAACACACGAUCAGUGGCGUCAGAUAUGGUCUAGAGCUACAUCUGGUGCAUCAUGACUCGCGCUACCAAACACUGGAUGAAGCUGUUCAAGCCCGAAACGGAGUUGCUGUGCUUGGUGUCCUGUUCCACGUGGCCGCUCAGCCGAACAUGCACGUUGCGACUAUCCUCGAGACAGCGGCCGAUAUUCAAAAUGAGGCAGGGAUGACAGCACCACUGCGAGGUAAGCUUUCACCGUACAACCUGUUGCCGGUGAACAGGACUGCAUUCUUCCGCUACGAGGGCUCACUGACGACGCCGGCUUGUGCCGAAUCUGUCAUCUGGACGGUGUUCACCGACAGCGUUGGUGUGUCGCUGGAACAGGUGGAGCAGUUCAAAGUGAUCCACGACCAGAGUGGUCGGGAGCUGGUCAACAACUUCCGGUCGGUGCAGCCGCUUAACGCGCGUGCACUUGUAUAUGCCACCGAAUGGAACCAGAAGUCGGCCAAUGGUUCUGCAGGGUCGCUCCGACCUAUGAUGGUGGCGUUGCUGGUCACGAUGGCGGCCAUGUUGCUACGCUAACAGGGCACACGUGGCCCAGCACCACGUGCUUACACUCUGCAACAGAACAGGAUGCAUCACGCUAGUCUGCGUUCGCAAGGCCAUGCCCUGAGCUAUAAACACAUACUCAAUAGACGGGGGUUGCCUGAAAGGCAUUAGUAGCUCAACCAACAGGACUUGCAAUAGAGAAUCCCGAUCGAAACGGGUACGUUGCAUCAGCGAAGCAUUAUCGUUAACCUAGAAUAAGAAACCUGUGUACCGCGUUAAUGUUCUACGUGCAAUAAACUUAGUCAAAUUGCUGUAGGUUUAUUAAAAAGGAUUGCUACCGAGAUGAAACAUAUGAUUAUGUCAAUAAAUCUUACCAAUCAAGGAUGUGCU
Anopheles nili is the source of this 1381-nucleotide messenger RNA. It is a transcript of the gene CAH7, whose product is annotated as putative carbonic anhydrase 3. The record is from RefSeq and is a predicted model, not a curated record. NCBI's taxonomy places the organism in Eukaryota, Metazoa, Arthropoda, Insecta, Diptera, Culicidae. Bases 104 to 1024 code for a protein of 306 amino acids. Gene Ontology annotation, molecular function: carbonate dehydratase activity; zinc ion binding. The transcript has 3 exons. Gene Ontology annotation, cellular component: cytoplasm.